UUUGGAGUUGCUACAGUGUUCUCUAAAUUAAGAGAAGUACUGUAGCAACUUCAAAUUUUUUUUGGAGAAUCUGUGUGUUUAGAGAAGCUGUUGGAGUGUGAACAGUAGCAUUUUCUCUGCUAAAAAUAGAGAUAGAGUGACUAUUGGAAUUGUCUUAAUGGAUGUAAACUUGUAAUAUGUCUUAUGCUUUGCUUUAAUUAUCUCCUAUCUUUUCAGAAAUUAAAACCGGAAACUGCUACUACAUAUUGUAGCCCACGGUAUUCAGACUCUUUUGUUUUGAUGAACUCACGGUAUUCGGACAAUGUAUUUUUGUUUUUUUUGUUAGAAACAAGAUAAGAACAAUGUAAACAUCACUUUUUCUUAACAAUGGUGUCUAAUCUAAGAAAAGAAAUUUCCAGUGACUUCGUCUUCUUUCUUUUUACUAUUUACUGCUAAUAAUUUAUAAUUAACGCAGCUAUAAAUAAUUGAGGCGGAUAUUCUAGGCAAAUAAAAUCUCAUACUUGUAACAUUGCACAUUUGAUGUGUCGAUGCUCUUAUCUUAAUCACAAUCUUGAUCUUCUACAUUCAUCCUAAUCAUGGGUGGAAGUUCCCUCAAAUUUCUCCUCACUUUAAUUCUUCUUUUGUUGUGCAUGAAACCAACUAUUGCAAAUUAUUUAGGGUUAGCAUAUACUCACCUUGGCUGCAAAGAGCAUGAGAGACAAGCUCUUCUCAAGAUUAAACAAGACUUCAUUGAUGACUAUGGCCAUCUUUCUUCUUGGAGCUCCGACCAAGAUUGUUGCACGUGGAGUGGGGUCAGGUGUAGCAACCAAACAGGCCAUGUCAUCAUGCUUAAUCUCCAUGACUUGUUCUCCUUUCCCCCAAGGCCUUUGCAAGGUAAACUUAAUCCUUCCUUGAUUGAGUUGAAAUAUUUGACUUAUUUGGACGUGAGCAACAAUGAUUUUAAUUAGAGCCAAAUCCCAGAAUUCAUUGCUUCUCUCUCAAACUUAAGACACCAUGACCUUUGUGAUGUAAAUUUCGGAAGAAAUAUACCUUUUCAGCUUGGGAAUCUUUUGAACUUGCAGUACCUUGAUCUUGGCAUGAAUUAUUUUAAUAAACCUGAAAACAUAGAGUGGCUCCCUCAACUUUCUUCUUUAAAAUUCCUUUGCAUAAACACCGUUAACUUGAGCAAAGUCAAUAAUUGGCUCCAUGUUGUGAAUAAACUGCCGUACUUGACAUCCUUGUUCCUGUACUCUUGUAAUCUUCUGAAUAUUUUCUCUGUUCCCUCGAUCUUGGUAGUAAUGAUCUUACUUCUGCUUCUUUAGUACUACAGUGGUUAUUCAAAUCCAACACUAGUGUUGUUGAACUUGAUCUUUCUUUUAACCAAUUUCACGGUUUAAUUCCAGAUGCUUUUAGCAGAAUAAACUCUCUUGCAAUUCUCAAUCUUCGUUUUAAUGAGUUUGAAGGCGAGAUACCAAAAGCCUUUGGUGGUAUGUGUAAUUUGAAAACAUUGUCUCUAUCAGGGAACUCUCUCAGUGGACAAAUUCUUGAUUUUAUUCAAAACUUGUCUGGGUGUGCAAACCACUCAUUAGAGGUUCUGCAUUUAGAUCAAAAUCAAAUCAUGGGAUCGUUACCUGAUCUCACAACAUUUCCAUCAUUGCGACAAUUAAGGCUUCAUCAAAAUCGUCUGAAUGGGACAAUACUUGAAAGUUUGGGAAAACAAUCCAACCUAGUGUCCCUGAGUCUUUUUGAUAAUUCAUUGGAAGGUGUUAUUUCUGAUGCCCACUUCUCAAAACUCACAAAAUUGAAGAGUUUGUCCUUGUCUAAUAACUAAUUGAUUUUCAACUUCAGCCCUGAUUGGGUUCCACCUUUCCAAUUAAAUGAGAUGGAUUUACGAUUUUGCCAACUAGGCCCUCGAUUCCCAAAAUGGCUUCAAACUCAAAAAAAUUACUAUUUGCUUGAUAUUUCCAAUUCUAGAAUUUCGGAUAGCCUUUCCAAUUUCAAUUUGGUCUUUUCUUCUCAAUUAGAAUAUAUGAAUUUGUCUUACAACCAAAUAAGUGGCCAAAUUCCCAAUUUGUCGUUGGAGUUUACUUUUCCCCCAAUUGUGGACUUGAGUUCAAAUAAACUUGAAGGCAGAAUACCACAAUUUUUAUUUAGAUCAGGAUAUUUGGAUCUAUCCAAGAAUAUGCUUUCAGGCCCAAUUUCUUCCUUAUGUGAAGUUCAAAAUGGGAAUUUGAACAUUCUAGAUCUCUCCAAUAACCAAUUAUCAAGACCGAUUCCAGACUCAUGUUUGAUGCAUUUUGAAGGAUUAUCAAUUCUUAAUUUGGCAAUCAAUCAUUUUUAUGGGAAAAUUUCAAGUUCGGUGGGAUUUCUACACGAGAUUGUGACAUUGGAUUUAGGUAACAAUAAUUUUAGUGGGAAACUUCCUUCCUCCUUGAAGAAUUGCGCAAAGUUGAAAUUCUUUAAUCUUAAACAAAAUGAUCUAUCAGGACAGAUACCAAUGUGGUUGGGGAUUAGUCAUCCAAAUUUAGUUGUACUUAUCCUUCGAUCCAAUCACUUCUAUGGAUCCAUCCCGACACAUCUCUGUCAUCUACAACAUCUUCAAAUUUUAGACCUUGCCUUAAACCAAAUCUCAGGAAGUAUUCCAAAAUGUGUCAACAAUCUUACUGCUUUAACUCAAAAAGGGAGUCCAAAUGCCACCAUCACCCAUUAUCAUACAACAUGGGUCAGCAACAGCUCCCUGUUUUUUAUGUCGUAUGAUGAUCGUAUGUUUUUUAUGUGGAAAGGAAAAGAGCACGAGUAUAAAAAUACUCUUGGAUUUUUAAAAGGCGUAGAUCUCUCAAGCAAUAAUUUAACUUGGUGGAUUCCAGGAGAAAUUGUGGAACUUGUUGAAUUGGUUUCCUUAAAUCUCUCAAGAAACUGUUUAACUGGACAAAUCACUUCAGAUAUUGUUAUGUUACAAUCAUUAGAGGCCUUGGAUCUAUCUAAGAACCAUCUUUCCGGUGGAAUUCCUUCAAGCCUUUCUCAUAUUGAUCGUCUAAGUGUCUUGGACUUGUCAAACAACAAUGUGUCCGGAAAAAUUCCGACAAGCCCUCAUCUUGAUACCUUUAUUCCAUCCUCAUAUGAGGGGAAUCCAAAUCUUUGUGGAGCCCCGCUUCCAAAGAAAUGUUCGGGGGAAGAAAUAGCUCAAAAUCCAGCUAUGAACGGGAGCAGAGAACAUGCUGGCAUGCAAGAUGAGAGAGAAGGGUUUAUAUCCAUAGGAUUUUAUGUUAGUGUGGCCCUUGGAUUUAUCGCUGGUUUCUGGGGAGUUGUUGGCACAUUAGUACUGAAUGUGUCACUGCGAGUCGCAUAUUUCAGGUUAUUGAACAAUUUCAAAGAUAGGCUAUAUGUGGCAAUAUCAGAGAAUAUGGCCAGAGUUCCGAGGCAGCUUCAAAACUACCUGAUAUCACAACUGCCGAGCCAUGAGGAUGGAGAAUUGGAGUAAAGGAUGAAACACUGCAAUAGAUUGGAUCAGAUUGAAUUUCAGUGCAGCAGCAGACGGGGAUAAAUAAGUGGCAAUGUAUUAGGAGUAAAAGAUCAGACUGUAUUAUCUUUCAAUUUGAAUUUAAUUGUAACUAAUGGUCAGUCUUA
This is a messenger RNA of Quercus robur (English oak), 3606 nucleotides long. RefSeq names its product receptor-like protein EIX2. Gene Ontology annotation, molecular function: protein binding. The transcript is spliced from 2 exons. The record is from RefSeq and is a predicted model, not a curated record. The coding region runs from base 1862 to 3460 and encodes 532 amino acids. NCBI's taxonomy places the organism in Eukaryota, Viridiplantae, Streptophyta, Magnoliopsida, Fagales, Fagaceae.